CCGGACGGGAGGGACGGAGAGGGAAGAGAAGCGCGUUGGAGGUUGGGACAGGGGGCCUUUUGGACUACUUUGGACUUCCACUCCGCUGCAAACACUAGCGCAACAUGGACAAGAUCAAGAAGAACAACAAGACUACGGUCUACGUCGGCGGGCUGGACGACCAGAUCACCGAACAAAUACUCCACGCCGCCUUCCUGCCCUUCGGCGAUAUCCUCGAGGUGCAAAUACCGCCAGAUCCAACCUCCCGCGCCCCCCACCGCGGCUUCGGCUUCAUAGAAUACGAAUCCGCCGCGGACGCCCAAUCCGCCAUCGACAACCUGCACCUCUCGGAACUCUACGGCAAAGUCAUCAAAGUCAACCUCGCGCGGCCGCUCAAAGCCGGACAAUCGUUCACCACUAAGGCGAUAUGGAACGAGGAGGAGUAUCUGAAGAAACAUGUUGCAGGGGUACCGGAUGUUGAAGCAGAGGAGGAGGUGGAGGCAGAGGGGAAGGAGGGAGAGGUAGAUGGGGAGCCGGUGGCGAAAAAAGCGCGGGCAGAGAAACAGGAGGGCAAUCCCCUUGUAUAUUUUGAUGUGGAGAUCGGAGGGGUGAUGGCCGGGAGGAUUGUGAUACUGUUAAGGGCGGAUGUUGUGCCAAAAACGGCUGAGAACUUCCGACAAUUAUGCACACACGAAAAAGGUUUCGGGUUCAAAAAGUCGAUAUUCCACCGGAUUAUCCCACAAUUCAUGUGCCAAGGAGGUGACUUCACAAAACACAACGGAACGGGCGGCAAAAGCAUCUACGGCAACAAAUUUAACGACGAGAACUUUAUACUGAAACAUACGCGGCCGGGGACGCUAUCUAUGGCGAAUUCCGGCCCGCACACCAAUGGCUCCCAGUUCUUCAUCACGACAGAGAAGACGCCAUGGCUGGAUAACAAGCACGUGGUAUUCGGCGAAGUAACUACGGGCAUGGAUGUGGUGCGCAAGAUGGAGAAGGUCGGGAGUGUGGAUGGGAAGACGAAGAAGAGGGUGGUGGUAGUUGAGUGUGGGCAGUUGUAAGGAUUCGGUGUAGGUCAGGUGAAGAGGUGUGGGGCGGCGGAUUGUAGAUAGUGAGAAGUGGGAAGAGCGUGGAGCGGUGCCAGAGGAAUAUAUAUAUAUAUAUAUAGGCGUAGUGGAGGAUUUGAAGCAUUCAGCGUAAGGUGUUCAAUCGUAUGCAUGCAUGGCACCAUGACCCGGGAGCGAUAUCUGUCGUAC
This is a messenger RNA of Fimicolochytrium jonesii, 1235 nucleotides long. RefSeq names its product peptidyl-prolyl cis-trans isomerase E. The transcript has 9 exons. Gene Ontology annotation, molecular function: RNA binding; peptidyl-prolyl cis-trans isomerase activity. The record is from RefSeq and is a predicted model, not a curated record. Gene Ontology annotation, cellular component: intracellular membrane-bounded organelle. Lineage: Eukaryota; Fungi; Chytridiomycota; Chytridiomycetes; Spizellomycetales; Powellomycetaceae. The coding region runs from base 105 to 1040 and encodes 311 amino acids. Gene Ontology annotation, biological process: protein folding; protein peptidyl-prolyl isomerization.